Molecule: messenger RNA, 1067 nt
Organism: Ictidomys tridecemlineatus (thirteen-lined ground squirrel)
Lineage: Eukaryota; Metazoa; Chordata; Mammalia; Rodentia; Sciuridae
Gene: Nme6
Product: NME/NM23 nucleoside diphosphate kinase 6
Biological process (GO): UTP biosynthetic process; negative regulation of mitotic nuclear division; CTP biosynthetic process
Cellular component (GO): mitochondrion
Molecular function (GO): nucleoside diphosphate kinase activity
Source: RefSeq, a predicted model, not a curated record
CUGCAUGAGGGUUGCUAAGCAAUCGUGCAAAGACCCCAGGGAGGGCUGCCCGGUCGGAUGCCUGAAGGACCCGGCAGGGCCGCUCAGGCUAACUAGCGCAGUGCCUAGAGACUUGGUAUUGCGUCUGGAGGAUCGGGUGAACUGCGACCCGGCCUGGAGUGAGAUGACCUCAAUCUUGCGAAGCCCUAAGGCUCUGCAGCUUACUCUAGCCCUGAUCAAGCCUGAUGCAGUUGCUCACCCGUUGAUUCUGGAGGCUGUUCAUCAGCAGAUUCUGAGCAACAAGUUCCUUAUUGUACGAAUGAGAGAACUACUAUGGAGAAAGGAAGAUUGCCAGAAGUUUUACAAAGAACAUGAAGGUCGUUUUUUCUAUCAGCGACUGGUGGAGUUCAUGGCCAGUGGGCCAAUCCGAGCUUAUAUCCUUGCUCACAAGGAUGCCAUCCAGCUUUGGAGGACACUGAUGGGACCCACCAGAGUGUUUCGAGCACGCCACAUGGCCCCAGAUUCAAUUCGUGGGAGUUUUGGCCUCACAGACACGCGCAACACCACCCAUGGCUCAGACUCUGUGGUUUCAGCCAGCAGAGAGAUUGCAGCCUUCUUUCCUGACUUCAGUGAACAGCGCUGGUAUGAGGAGGAAGAGCCCCAGUUGCGCUGUGGUCCUGUGUGCUACACAGAGGGAGGCAUCCACUGUGCAGUUGGAACAGGAGGCCCAGGACCAGCCUGAAGAGGGCCUAUCAAUCUAUGAAGAUUGGUAGCAAUUCCUAGACUUUUCUCCUAGAUCUCUGGUCCAGAACAUUCUCAUGGGAACAGGGAAGCCUGGGCUCAUGGUGCUAUUUCUACUUGGCAUCACUACUUGCUAGAGGGCCUAAGUCAUCACUGCAGAGCCUUUAGAAUCUAGCUAUCUACGUCUUCCCUAGAAUGUUCAUGGGUUGUUUUAAAAAAAACAACCUGAGAAGUAUUCAUCCUUCUUCAAGGAAGAGCUUGCCCAAUUGACCUGCCUGGAAAAUACAGUGACUAUGUAAACAACAUUUAGCUUGUCUUCCUUAAUAAAAGUCAAGUGUUCUGAAUUA